AUGUCCAAGAUCCCCCGCAGCAAUGAUCCGUACGUAAACAACCAGAAUGCCAUGCCUAAACCCAUCGACCCCGAAUCUGACGAGGGAAAGAGAAAGAGCGAACUGGCUAGCCGCAAAAGAAGACGUUCUAUAAGUCUCAAGAGAGUCGGGAGCAUCAUCCCAAAAUGCCCCAGUCCAAAAAUGUUGCCAUUCAAGGACGCAUUUAAACAUUUCCCCAAAGGAUGGUGGAAGUGCACAUAUGCACACUGUCCCGUGGGUGCCCAUAGUAUAGGCGAGCGUAUAUGUCCCGAAAUGCGCAGUCCUGGUGAAGUUUUUGCAGACGGCCAGGUAGAAGGAGAAAGAGAUCCAAUAGAUAAGAAGGAAGGUUGGUGGUGCUGUACUGUAGAAGGAUGUAUAAUUAGGUCUGCCUUCACAACCUUGGAACUCUGUUGCAAAUGUCCCGGGUCACUUGGGAGGGAUCAAGCAAUUCGGAGUUGUGAGGAGGAGCGUCCAAAAUCUUCAUCAGCGUACAACAUUAAGUGUGUCAUGGCGGAGAUGAAGCAAAUGGCUGAAGAAUCAUCUGAGGAGGAGAUUGACGAGAUGGAGGGCGGGCUUGAAGAGGAAGAGGAGUAUUUUAUUGAGCCUGAAGACUCUUCUAAGCCAAAGAAAUUGUUAUUGUUGAAACUUCCUUUUCAACUGGGGGAGAUAGUCCUGGCGGAUAAGCUCUCCAGCUCCAGGUAG
This is a messenger RNA of Sclerotinia sclerotiorum 1980 UF-70, 720 nucleotides long. RefSeq lists its product with no specific name. The transcript has a single exon. Lineage: Eukaryota; Fungi; Ascomycota; Leotiomycetes; Helotiales; Sclerotiniaceae. The record is from RefSeq and is a predicted model, not a curated record. Bases 1 to 720 code for a protein of 239 amino acids.